Salvia hispanica is the source of this 2723-nucleotide messenger RNA. Lineage: Eukaryota; Viridiplantae; Streptophyta; Magnoliopsida; Lamiales; Lamiaceae. The record is from RefSeq and is a predicted model, not a curated record.
GUUGUGCAUGGUGAGAUUCGGUUGGCAGAAAUAUUUAUGUUGUGGAAAAAUUGGUGAAAAUUUUGGAGAUAUUUGAACUUUAAGUGAAAGCAUGCCAGUUCUUUUCUUUUGAGAUUUGAGGAGUAUGAUGUUGUUAUAUGUUGAGAUAUCUAGUGAUAAUAUUUGUUUACGCUUGAUUAUGUGGUCUAUAUGUAAUAAUUUGAGUGAUGACUCGUGGAUAUCGAAGGAUAAUAUUGUGAACUUUGUGUGUGAUUGCGGACUAUUUUGAGAUGUACGUUGGGAAUGACGAUAUAGAUUCUAGUGGUAUGUAAUAACUCAAUUUUUUCGUCUUUUUUUUGAGCAAAUGAAUGAACAUGGAACAUUGAACCACAGUGAAUCUCUAAUACCAAAGGAUAUAAAAUAAAAAAAAAAAAAUAGAAAAGUAAAUAUAAAUGUUUGAAAAUUGUGAUUGGAGGUCGAGUGACGAUAAUUAGCGUUACCUGGGCAUAUAUACCAUUUUCUUUUUACUUUUGUACUCACUUCGAAUUUACGUUGGGAAACCCUACCCUUCGCAUAGAUGGCGAGUAGGAUUCGAACCCCACGAAGGAGUGACCCACCGGAGGCACAACAAAAACUUAAAGCAUAUCGAGUCUAUCGGAAAAAAGACAACGUACCAAUGCUAGAGUUUGUCGCACGUUUCGACACCCUUUGGAAGGCUGUUCAUGAGUUUGGGGUGACGGAGCUUGAUGGUAUAGAGAAGUUGAUUGAGCUACUCCCAAAUAGUUGGAAGGAAUGGGCCACAACGACAUCAAAGCGUUACACAUGGUACCAGGACGAAAGUGAUGACAUGAAGGGAGACUUGAAAGGCUUCCGAAAGGCUAUAUAUUGCGCCUUAGUUGAUUCUGAAGAUGAUCUACCCCCGCAGCCUGCGGAUGAGGAAUUUGAGGAUAAGCAAAUGAUAGUGCAUGAGGCCGAGGCGGAGAACAGAAACGAAGGAGAAUUAGGGAUGGUCCCGGGGUACGAGGAAGACUACGAAGAGGACCCCGAAGAGGAACCCGAGGAGGACCUUGGAGGGAACCCCAUAGAAGAUUCCGAUGAAGACCCAGAGGAAGGACCCAUGGAGGAAGAUGAUUAAGUAGUUGCGUUAGAUCCUUUAAGUAGUUUAAUGUUAUCUUUUUCUUUAUCGAACUUAGUAGUAAUCUUCUUUAUUCCUAUUGGUUUUUGAUGCGAAGUCCUCAGUGAGACAAUUGUUUAUUCUUUGAUCCUAGUUAUGAGAAGUUAGAAUUUGAUACCUCUUAUACGUGCUACCUAACUGUUAUACAUGAAAAAAAAAAUAUAUGAGGAGAUUUAUGAGAAAGUGGUGAUUUAUGGAUAAAAGGAAUUGUAAUAAUUAUGUGUCUUGAAGCAGAAUGCCGCCGAGACGUGGUCCACGAGCAAGGCGCAAUGCGAGGGAACAAACCGAAGAGAGUGUUGGGAACCAAACCCCGCCACCACCACCACCACCGCCUCCACCACCACCACCCCCACCUCAGCCAAAACGAUACAUCGAGACUUUCAUGAGCCAAAAACCCCCACAGUUUGAUGGACUGGGAGAGCCAUCAACGGUAGAGACUUGGAUACGCGCUCUCGAGCGUAUAUUCGAGUUUAUGGAGAGCACCGAUAAGGAACGACUCGCUUGUGUGAAAUUUCAACUAACUGGGCCCGCCGAUUACUGGUGGGAUACCAAGCUAAGGACCAUGGACCCUGCACGCCGUGAAGCGCUGACAUGGGAAGGAUUCAAGGAGGAGUUGAACAAUAAGUACGUCCCCAUGAGUUAUAGGCGAGCAAAAGUAGAGGAAUUUCAUACCCUCAAGCAAGGACGCAUGACUGUGACAGAGUACGACCGGGCCCUUUGUGAAUUGACCCGAUAUGCGCCUGAGUUAGUAGACACGGAUGCGAAGAUGGCGGAAAAAUUUCGUGCUGGGCUCAGACACGAUAUAAGAGCAGCUGUGGCUAGCCGUAGAGGAAUCACAUACUCGGAGGUUUUGAGUUGCGCCUUAGACGUUGAAGAGGCGCUGCCCAAGGAUAGGACAAUUGUGAAAACUACAUCACCUCCACCACCUCAUCAACAAAAUUUCAGAGACAAGAGGAAGUGGGAGGGAGAUCGAGCUCCAUACGAUAAUAAGAGACAACAAUAUAUGAGAAACCCACCACAAUAUGGAAGUAGGAAUGCUCCCUAUCAGAGGGGUGACUUUCGGCCUAGGGCCCCUCACUGUGUUAGUUGUCUCAAGAACCAUUUUGGAGUAUGCAGAGAGAAGAGCAAUAAAUGCUACACUUGCGGUGGAAAUGGUCAUUUUUCUAGAGAGUGUCCGAAUAGGAACGUGGGAAUGGGAGCAAGGCAUAAUAAUCAAGGGUUCCGUCCGCAACAGAGGGCACUACAAGUCGAGCCAAGAGGAUACUUACCCGCCCCGCAGCAGCAGCAACAACAACGUCGUCAAGGACUUCCCACUCAAGCAAGGGCAUAUGCUUUAAAGGGAAAACAACCGAUGAUUGGGCAAGGAAGUAAGGAGCAAGGAAACUUGGCAGAUUGAGCGACGACGGGCGUGGAGGAUGUUGAGCAGAAUUCAUGGAUUAUUUAUGUUUGGCUUAAUAUUGUUGGAUGUGUCGUGUCUUCAUACUCGGCAUUUUCCGUGUCUUGAACGCUUCCGCUAGGUGUCUUUUCUUCAAAAUUGUUUAGUAUUGAGAACCUAACUCUUUUCAAAAUU